This is a messenger RNA of Hevea brasiliensis (rubber tree), 2091 nucleotides long. Its product is annotated as protein IQ-DOMAIN 3-like. The record is from RefSeq and is a predicted model, not a curated record. The coding region runs from base 199 to 1671 and encodes 490 amino acids. Gene Ontology annotation, molecular function: protein binding. NCBI's taxonomy places the organism in Eukaryota, Viridiplantae, Streptophyta, Magnoliopsida, Malpighiales, Euphorbiaceae. The transcript is spliced from 6 exons.
UGAUUGUUGAAGCUUUCUUUGGCAAGAUCUGCUCUCUCUCUCUCUCUCUCUCUCGUCACAGGAGACGCGUGGUCAUUUACUUCCUUGGAUGCUUUGCUGUUCUCUACAGAGACAGGAAAGAGAGAUGAGAAUGUUUCUCUAGUUACAGAGAUCUUAGAAUUUUUCAUGCACAGCCCAAGCGACAUGAAUGAUUAAGAAAUGGGGAAAAAGGGGACUUGGUUCUCUGCUUUGAAGAAAGCUCUUAGUCCUAAGAAAUCCAAAUCAAAGAAUCGAGAGAGUAAUCUAGAUCCGGUUGUUUCUAAAUAUGAAGAAACUACUGCAUUAGCAAUUCCUGCCCCUCCUCCACCUCCACCGCCACCGCCUCCUCUUCCUCUUCUUCCCCCUUUAGAAAAUGUGAAAUUAACUGAAGCUGAGAAUGAGCAGAGCAAGCAUGCAUAUUCUGUGGCACUUGCCACUGCUGUGGCUGCUGAGGCAGCUGUUGCUGCCGCCCAUGCUGCUGCUGAGGUUGUUCGACUCACUAGCGUGUCAAGUUACUCUGGAAAAUCAAGGGAGGAAAUAGCCGCUAUCAGGAUUCAAACGGCAUUUAGAGGAUACUUGGCGAGGAGGGCACUGCGAGCUUUGAGGGGGCUGGUGAGAUUGAAGACGUUAAUACAAGGUCAAUCUGUCAAACGGCAAGCGACUAACACCUUAAGAGCAAUGCAGACUCUUGCUCGUGUGCAGUCUCAAAUUCGUGCAAGGAGGAUCAGAAUGUCAGAGGAGAACCAGGCCCUACAGUGGCAGCUCCAACAAAAACGUGAGAAAGAGCUUCAGAAGUUGAGAGAUGCUAUUGGAGAGAAUUGGGAUGAUAGCAUGCAGUCAAAGGAGCAAAUUGAAGCAAUCUUACUUCACAAGCAAGAAGCUGCUAUGAGAAGAGAAAGGGCAAUGGCUUAUGCAUUCUCUCAUCAGCAAACAUGGAAGAACUCUUCAAAAUCAGCAAAUCCAACGUUUAUAGAUCCAAAUAAUCCUCACUGGGGUUGGAGUUGGUUAGAAAGAUGGAUGGCAGCUCGGCCUUGGGAGAGCCGGAGCACAGUAGAUAAUAAUGACCGUGCCUCUGUUAAAAGCACAACAAGCCGUGCAAUGUCAAUUGGUGAAAUCAGCAGAUCUUACUCUCGUCGUGAUCUCAACCGUGAUAAUAAGCCUUCACCUGGUGCCCAAAAGUCUAGCCGACCUCCCAGUCGCCAAUCCCCUUCAACUCCUCCUUCUAAAGCGCCUUCUAUAUCAUUAGGAACGGGGAAAACAAAGCCACCAAGCCCAAAAGGGAGUCUUUGGGGUGGGGAUGAUGACUCAAGGAGUUUGUUCAGUGUCCAAUCUGAGCGUUAUCGGAGGCACAGCAUAGCAGGGUCAUCAGUGAGAGAUGAUGAGAGCCUUGCUAGCUCACCUUCAGUUCCAAGUUACAUGACACCCACACAGUCAGCAAAGGCAAAAUCCCGAUUGCCAAGCCCGUUAGGGUUAGAUAAGAAUGGGACGCCAGAAAAGGUGUCAGUGGGUUCCGCAAAGAAGCGGCUUUCAUUCUCUGCUUCCCCAGCUGGACCAAGGAGGCAUUCUGGUCCUCCUAGGAUUGAUUCCAAUGUCACUAACAACUUUGAAGUGCACACAGAAGAGAAUGUUAUCAAUGGAGAAAGCAGCAGGUAGUAGAAGGGACAAAAGAAAUUUCAUUUUAGGUUUUAAUGAGAAAAAAGAGAUUCAGGAAAAAAAAAAAAUAUCAGUUCACACUUUGAUAUCUGCAUUCAUUUUUCUUUGUCAGCUACUGUGUUAUUGUUUCAAAUGUCUCUAAGACCUUUUUAUUUCUUCUAAACAAAAUGUAUUUGUUAGGGAUUUGUUAUGUAUUAUGUUGUAGGGUUGAUUGAAGAUGAUAAUGGUAUGAUUUGUUUAGUUGUAGUAUUACUGAGAUUUUUUUUCCACUGUUGAAUUCUCUCUGUGUUCCAGUUAGCCUGGGUUCUUGAGAUUGUGGGGAAAACUUGGUGUAGUGUGUUCAUGAACAGUCUCCAAUCAUUUAUUUACUUCAUUGUUAGUGAAUUAAAGGUUUAUUUAUUUAUUUUUAAGUUGUAAGCA